AUGUCGGAAGAGCGGACGCAAACUCUGCGUGUAGAGUUGAAGACGUGGGAAAAACAGUUUUCUGUACAAAAUGGCGGGAAAAGGCCGAGUCGUGAGGACAUCAAGAACAAUGUCGAGAUUGGUAAGACAGGCACGAGACCUAGAAGCUUUGGUUUUGUACUGAUGGAUGAUUGCNNAGCUGCAAAGUACAGAGAGUACGAUAGGUUGAGACGGCCAGCGACAAAGCAGACCGAGUCGCAACACGCCAGACCUGCAAAGCCACAUGAUGCAACACCCAAGAAAGCUGCUCCAGCAGCAACACCACAGAAGCCCAAAUCGCAGUUUCUAAUAUCGAGCAUUCCAUCACUACAAGAGGAGGAAGUAGAACUCGAACCCACUCCUGCCGCUGUACGAAUGCACCUCGGACCUACGCCACAAAAGGACGGCCAUAUCCUCAGUCUCUUCGACGACCCGUCGUCAACUGCUUCAAAGCCUUCCCGUACCGCUCUCGCAUCCAUAGAAGCGAAUGCAAAUUUCACCCCAAGCAAACCCUCACAACUCCUCUUUGCCGACAACGAAUCCCCUCCCGAGAAUGUACACGACCGCACUCCUGCUUCAAGUAGCAAACGCUUCCUGCUCGACUCCUUCGUCUCGACUACACCCCUGAAGAGAAAGCGUGAGGAUGAAGAACCUGCUCAUGCCACGCCAUCCAGUGCAAAGGGUCUCUCGACACCCGCCUUCUUGCGUAGGACAUCCAAUAUGCUCAUCAUGGAUACUCUCGUCGAGGAAGCAGAGAACGAUCACGAGAUGAAGAGUAUGAAUAUAGGCAGGAUGCGGCAACCACCCUUCAAGAAGCGUGGCAUUGUUAGAAGUCUGAGCAGCAUCAUCCAAGGCCUCAGGAAGCAAGAAGACGACAAGCUUGAUGAAGAACUGGAGAUGAUGCGCGAGAUGGAGGAUGGUGAAGACAACCAUGAACCAGCAAGGCCCGCUGUCCAAGUCGAAGACAGUCAGGUCGUUAUGCCAUUAGGUCCUGACCAAGGUGUUGAGAGCGAAGAGUCAGAAGAGGAAGAGAGAGAUACUGGCGUUUUCAGAAAGCCUUGGAAGAAGAAGGGCUUGAAGCGCCAGACAAAGCGUGUCAUCAUGAGACCUGCACCAAAGCCCAAAGCUCCAGCUCAGGCAGACCAGCCCGACACGACUUCCGACAACGAAGCCAACGUCGCCGAAACACAGCUCCUUGGUGCUUUGGACGACAUCGACUCGGACGCAGAUUCAGACGCAGCAUACAGUGACACAGAGGCAAAGCGCAAGAGACAACUCACCAAAACCACUACUGCAGACAAAGACGACGCUGCAAAGAGCUCCAAGGGCGAUGGCAUUGUCAAGAAAGCAGCCAAGAAAAUCAGCGCUACCGCACAUGCCAACUUCAGGCGGCUCAACAUCAAGAACAAGAAUUCAAAGGCCAAUGGCAGAGGCAGAUUCGGGAAGAGGUGA
Messenger RNA from Aureobasidium vineae, 1470 nucleotides. Lineage: Eukaryota; Fungi; Ascomycota; Dothideomycetes; Dothideales; Saccotheciaceae. The record is from the annotation of a GenBank genome assembly.